This is a messenger RNA of Lactuca sativa (garden lettuce), 477 nucleotides long. RefSeq lists its product as uncharacterized. Lineage: Eukaryota; Viridiplantae; Streptophyta; Magnoliopsida; Asterales; Asteraceae. The record is from RefSeq and is a predicted model, not a curated record.
AUGGCUUCAACGGAUGUCCAGCGACACUCUCGCCGGAGCAAAUCUUUCACGUUCUCAGACUCGAUAUCCGAUGAUUCUUCUGUCACAACUCCUAUCCCAUCCACUCCAAUUCGAUAUCUCGGUAUCCCCUUUUCUUGGGAGCAAUUCCCCGGAAUCCCGAAAAAGAACACAUACAAGAAAAGCAAUUUAACUCAGCAUCUCCUCCCCCUGCCGCCAUCCAGUCACGCCCCCCAUCAGUCGCCGACGAUGAAGAAGAGUAGCAGCAGUCAGAAUUUCAGAAAAGACCCGUUUUUUGCAGCCUUCAUCGAGUGUUCCAAAGAUAAAGAAUUCGAGGUCAAUGGUUUAAGAAAGAGCUCAAAGCUUCCAUCCGUUGACCGAUCUGGAUUUGUGGUGAGUAUGUAUUCUUCAUGUAAAAGAACGUGUGCUGUUUCUGAAUCUAUUGUUUUCCGGCGGCGAUCGUCUACAUGUUAUUUGUAA